Messenger RNA from Fusarium tjaetaba, 1353 nucleotides. Its product is annotated as phosphatase. Gene Ontology annotation, molecular function: cation binding; protein serine/threonine phosphatase activity. Lineage: Eukaryota; Fungi; Ascomycota; Sordariomycetes; Hypocreales; Nectriaceae. The record is from RefSeq and is a predicted model, not a curated record. The transcript has 7 exons. Gene Ontology annotation, biological process: protein dephosphorylation. The coding region runs from base 1 to 1353 and encodes 450 amino acids.
AUGGGUCAGACUCUAUCAGAGCCCGUUGUCGAAAAGACUUCGGAGAAGAGUGAGGAUGAGCGCCUCAUCUACGGUGUUUCGGCCAUGCAAGGCUGGCGCAUUAGUAUGGAGGAUGCCCACACCGCAGUACUCGACCUCGACUCAGCCAAGUCUCACUCCAGCAAGCUGUCCUUCUUCGGCGUUUUCGACGGACACGGUGGUGACAAGGUGGCACUAUUUACCGGCCAAAACAUUCACAACAUUAUCUUCAAGCAGGACACUUUCAAGUCUGGUGACUAUGCUCAGGGUCUGAAGGAUGGUUUUCUCGCGACCGAUCGCGCUAUUCUCAACGACCCCAAGUACGAAGAAGAAGUUUCCGGUUGCACAGCCUGUGUCAGCUUGAUCGCUGGCAACAAGCUCUAUGUUGCCAACGCUGGUGAUUCGAGAGCUGUUCUUGGUAUCAAGGGUCGUGCCAAGCCUUUAUCCCAGGACCACAAGCCCCAACUCGAGAACGAGAAGAACCGAAUCACAGCUGCCGGUGGCUUUGUCGACUUCGGCCGAGUGAACGGAAACCUCGCCCUCUCGCGUGCUAUUGGUGAUUUUGAAUUCAAGAAGAGUGCUGAGUUGUCCCCCGAGAACCAAAUUGUUACAGCCUAUCCCGAUGUUGAGCAACAUGAUCUUACAGACGAGGAUGAAUUCCUGGUCAUUGCUUGUGAUGGUAUCUGGGAUUGCCAAUCCUCUCAAGCCGUGGUCGAGUUUGUCCGACGAGGCAUCACUGCCAAGCAGGAGCUCGAUAAGAUUUGCGAGAACAUGAUGGACAACUGUCUUGCCUCCAACUCCGAGACCGGUGGAGUUGGCUGCGACAACAUGACCAUGGUCAUCAUCGGCUUCCUCAACGGAAAGACCAAGGAAGAGUGGUACGAGGAGAUCGCCCGCCGGGUCGCCAACGGAGAUGGCCCUUGUGCUCCCCCUGAGUACGCCGAAUUUCGAGGACCUGGAGUCCACCACAACUUUGAGGAUAGCGACAGUGGCUAUGAGAUGGAUCCUGAAAACAAGGGACGAAGCUUUGGAGUUGGUGGGUACCGAGGCCGGAUCAUUUUCCUCGGCGAUGGCACUGAGGUUCUUACGGAUUCAGAUGAUACAGAAAUGUUUGACAACGCCGACGAAGACAAAGACCUCGCGAGUCAGGUCACCAAAAACCCGUCCUCCGCCGAGAAGGACACCGUUCCUGUAACCGCCCCUGGCGCCGCCGCCGAUAACGCUUCCGCCGAUACGAAACCCGCCGAUGCAACCGUUACGAAGCCCACCGACAAGGACGCAGCGGAGGAGGUGAAGAAGGAGGCCAGUGCCCAGGAAAUCAAGAAGGAAGAAUAG